AAGAAAGCUGAGGGAGAAGACACUGAGAGGUCCCCCAAAGGAAGGGGUCACAGCAUCUAGGGGCACCUUCCAGGCUGGAGGUGUGGGCUAUUUAGGGGAAGGGGUAGUCACUGAUGUCCAGCAGGAGUCCUUGAUAGGCAAAGCCCACUACAGCAUCCCUGAGACCCUACCAUGUUCCUCUUCUCCCGGAAGACCAAGACCCCCAUCAGCACCUACAGUGACUCCUACAGGGCUCCUACCUCCAUCAAGGAGGUCUAUAAGGACCCACCUCUAUGGGCCUGGGAAGCGAACAAGUUUGUGACCCCAGGUCUGACUCAGACUAUGCACCGCCACGUGGAUCCUGAGGCCCUGCAGAAGAUGGCCAAGUGUGCUGCACAAGACUACACCUAUAAGAGCUCCAUAUCAGGCCACCCUUACUUGCCUGAGAAAUACUGGCUCUCACAAGAUGAAGAGGACAAAUGCUGUACAAGCUACCUGGACAAUGACCGGUACAACACAUGGAAGACAAACCCCUACAACAACUACUGGAACAAGUAUACCACCUGUCUUCCUCGACUCUCCAAGGACACCGGGAUGGAGACUGUAGUUCGAGGAAUGCCGUUGGAAUAUCCUCCUAAACCGGAACGCCUCAACGCCUACGAGCGCGAGGUAGUGGUGAACAUGCUGAACUCGCUGUCCCGGAACCGGACUCUGCCACAGAUUGUGCCCCGCUGCGGGUGUGUGGACCCUCUGCCGGGUCGACUGCCAUACCAAGGAUACGAAAGCCCUUGCUCCGGCCGCCACUACUGUCUGCGCGGGAUGGACUACUGCACCACAGAGGAGCCUAGCACAGAACGCCGCCUGCGGCCUUUGUGCUCGCAGCAGCCGACUGUAAGGAGUGUGUCGCCCUUCGGCCACCGGCCAGGAAUGCAAUGUGCUGUUACAACUCCCCCGCCAUCAUUUUACCCGUUUCCCAACCUUAGAUGGGACACAAGUCACUUCAAGAAGACCGGUGGUUCCCAGAGAAACAACUAUGUUGUCCAUCCUGAGUUUGUGUCUGAGACCUAUCCUGUCUACCCUUCCUAGUAAAGCUUUGACCAGACCAAGGGAGGGAGUGGCUCAAUAAACUCUUCACCACAAAGA
Molecule: messenger RNA, 1122 nt
Organism: Arvicanthis niloticus (Nile rat)
Lineage: Eukaryota; Metazoa; Chordata; Mammalia; Rodentia; Muridae
Gene: Spmip6
Product: sperm microtubule inner protein 6
Cellular component (GO): perinuclear region of cytoplasm; manchette
Molecular function (GO): alpha-tubulin binding
Source: RefSeq, a predicted model, not a curated record